Molecule: messenger RNA, 1137 nt
Organism: Saitoella complicata NRRL Y-17804
Lineage: Eukaryota; Fungi; Ascomycota; Saitoellomycetes; Saitoellales; Saitoellaceae
Product: Phosphotyrosyl phosphatase activator
Exons: 1
Coding region: 1-1137 (378 amino acids)
Biological process (GO): mitotic spindle organization
Cellular component (GO): cytoplasm; protein phosphatase type 2A complex; nucleus
Molecular function (GO): peptidyl-prolyl cis-trans isomerase activity; protein tyrosine phosphatase activator activity
Source: RefSeq, a predicted model, not a curated record
AUGACCAAAUCAUCAUUCGAAAGCUUCGUCAAGCCGACGAGACGUAUUUUGACGUCUCAUGAUCUCGAGUUAUUCCGUGAAAGCCCGACGAAACAGCUGCUGCUUGGGUUUGUGACGGACCUGGGGAAGUCGGUGGAGGGGAAGAAGAUCUCGGAUGAUGUACCUGUAUCGGAGAAUGUCAAGGGAGUGAUUAAGAUGUUCGAGGGGAUCAAUGAGAUCAUGGCACGACACCCACCCGUCGACAAUUCGUUAUCACGAUUCGGUAAUCCUGCAUUCCGCUCAUUCUACGAGGACCUUGAGGCGAAGGUGGACGAACUACACAAAGACCUGCCAUUACCAGAAGGCAGUGACGUAGAGUUUUACCCCUACCUCCUCGGUUCCUUCGGUUCCCCCGUCCGCAUCGACUACGGCUCCGGGCACGAACUCUCCUUCCUCGCCUACCUCCUCGCACUAACACAACUCCCGACACCCUUACUUACCCUCGAAGACUACCCAGCCCUCGUCCUUCGAGUCUUCUACACAUACCUGUCCACCAUGCGUCAGAUCCAGAGUCUGUACCUCUUAGAGCCCGCGGGUUCGCACGGUGUAUGGGGUUUGGAUGACUAUCACUUCCUCCCGUUCCUCUUCGGCGCACACCAACUCGCUCCACACCGACACCUCAAGCCACGUUCCAUUCACGACGCAGAGGUAGUUGAAGCGUUCGCGCACGAUUAUUUCUAUCUGGGGUGUAUCAAGUGGAUCAACGAAACCAAGACAGUGGCAGGGCUGAGGUGGCAUUCGCCAAUGUUGGAUGACAUCUCGGGUGUAAAAUCCUGGAAAAAGGUCGCGGAGGGAAUGGGGAAGAUGUAUGAUGCGGAAGUCCUGUCCAAGCUUCCAAUUAUGCAGCAUUUUAUGUUUGGAACGCUCAUCAAGGCUGCGGAGGGGAUGAGUGAGGAUAAAGACGCGACGGAGGAUGAGCAUGGACAUGUGCAUGGGAAGGGGGAGGAGAAUCAGCAUGGGUGGGGAGAUUGUUGUGGGAUUAAGGUGCCGAGUGCAAUUGCGGCGAGACAGGGUGAGGAGCAGGGUCAGUUGAGGAGGGUGGUUGUGCCCGGUGCUGGGGUCGUUGGGGGUGGUGUGAGGAGGUUGCCGUUUGAUUAG